This is a messenger RNA of Desarmillaria tabescens, 744 nucleotides long. RefSeq lists its product as uncharacterized. Bases 1 to 744 code for a protein of 247 amino acids. The transcript is spliced from 3 exons. Lineage: Eukaryota; Fungi; Basidiomycota; Agaricomycetes; Agaricales; Physalacriaceae. The record is from RefSeq and is a predicted model, not a curated record.
AUGAAACAGGUCAAGGCCGCUACUGGCAAGUAUGUCAAAGGCGACAUACAAGAGCAGGACCGCCGAGAGUUCAAGGACGCCAGGAUAUUUGUGUCCGAGACCAUCAUUCCUAUCGAGUAUACUGAGCCUAAAGACACGGCGAAAGUUAAGACGUUGGGCACAGAUCCGUCCGCUGGGGGUAUUAUUUUUGUACCUGCUCCCAUCAGCAUCCCACAGGAUCAACUGCUUAACAAUGCCCCCAUCCCGGCUCCAGCUCCCGCCCCCUCUUACACCCCUAUUUCCACUCCCGCUGCAGAUCUUGAUGCGGUUGCGAACGUCAACUGCAGGCUUGACGCUCUCCAAGGGAAGAUCGAAGAUUUGACAAGAGAUAACAAGGACUCGAAGCAGGAAUUAGCGGGGUUCAAGCAGGAAUUAGCAGAGUCGAAGGACAAGCUGGCCACUUGGCAGAAAUUAUCUGAAGAACGAGAAGCUGCUUAUGAUGAUAUACGAGGAUGGCUAGUAACCAACGAUACCAAGUAUAUGGACCGCCUCCGGCUACGGCAGAAUAACCUAGGACAGGCAUGCCUCGACCUUCCAAAUCAAAUCGACCUUCAGAGCCAACACGCGGAACUCGGAGCGAGUCGUACUGUGCACCCUGCACAGGUAGACUCAACGACAUACAGUGAAGUUGUUGCGCGCCAGCCAGAUGACCAGCGGACUUUGAUACAAGCAUUUAUCGAUUACAGUCUCAAGUUCCGCCCAUAG